AUGGCCGGUAAUCUAACUGCGGUCUUCCACCCUCUGUUUAGGACCGUCAUUCGCCGGAAUGCUGUCUUCUUGACCACCAUCUUCGCCGGUGCCUUCGCCUUUGAGCUGUCCUUCGACACUGCUUCCAACAAGAUCUGGGACGCCUGGAACUCUGGCCGUCAAUGGAAGGACAUCAAGCCCCGCUACCUCAAGCAGGGUGACGAGGACGAUGAGUAG
Messenger RNA from Penicillium oxalicum, 216 nucleotides. Its product is annotated as cytochrome b-c1 complex subunit 9. Gene Ontology annotation, biological process: mitochondrial electron transport, ubiquinol to cytochrome c. The record is from RefSeq and is a predicted model, not a curated record. The transcript has 4 exons. The coding region runs from base 1 to 216 and encodes 71 amino acids. NCBI's taxonomy places the organism in Eukaryota, Fungi, Ascomycota, Eurotiomycetes, Eurotiales, Aspergillaceae.